This is a messenger RNA of Miniopterus natalensis, 574 nucleotides long. The record is from RefSeq and is a predicted model, not a curated record. Lineage: Eukaryota; Metazoa; Chordata; Mammalia; Chiroptera; Miniopteridae.
UUCCUCGAAUCAGUUCCCUCUGCAGGUCUGUCCCCUCCACCCUGCUGGAAUCGCUGGGCUUGGUGCCAGUGCCCACCCCUUAGGGUUGCCCAGUCUCUGAGCCCCCUCUCCCACCAGGUGCCCCACCUCAACCAGAAUGCCUGGAACAACCUGGAGAAGUACAGCCGGAGUCUGACCCGCACCUACCAAAACGUCUAUGUCUGCACAGGGCCGCUGUUCCUGCCCAAGACGGAGGCCGAUGGGAAGUCCUACGUGAAGUACCAGGUGAUCGGCAAGAACCACGUGGCAGUGCCCACCCACUUCUUCAAGGUUCUGAUCCUGGAGGCAGCAGGCGGGCAGAUCGAACUCCGCUCCUAUGUGAUGCCCAACGCACCCGUGGACGAGGCAAUUCCGCUGGAGCGCUUCCUGGUGCCCAUCGAGAGCAUCGAGCGGGCCUCGGGGCUGCUCUUCGUGCCGAACAUCCUGGCGAGGGCGGGCAGCCUCAAGGCCAUCACUGCGGGCAGCAAGUGAGGGUGGCAGCCCGGCCAGACUGAGGGUGUGGGGCUGGGUUGCAUUAAAGGUGGUUAGUUUUGGA